GUACGUCUUCCGACCUCAGCAAUUGCCUCUCCCAACUGGUUGCAGUUGUGGUAAGAUGUCCUUCCGAAGUUCCAGGAAAACGACCAAAAGCCGAAAGCACACGGGAUUCGCGCGACGCUUGGUUGCUCGACGCGCCCAUCGCUUGAAGGAUGUCCAAUCCUCCCCGACGUCCAGUUGUGGUCAAUCAGCACCCUCUCCUGGCGAUAAGAAGAGGGAGCUGGUGCUGGAUCGCCUGCGCUGGCGCCUGGUGGAGCGACGCGCCCAGGAGUUGGUGGUGCAGCUGCAGAAGCGCCACAAGGAGCGCUGGAUCCAACACGUGCUGCAAGGUGGCUUUCAUGCAGAUGAAGCGAUGCGGCGGAUUUGUGAGGCCUUUGGCCUUCGCCCAGAGUUGGAGCGUUGGGUCUUGCGCUUGGCGUUGCGAAAGGCAGAACAGUGGCCCCACAAGGCGUCCUUCCAAUCCUCGGCUUCUCCCAGUACCAGCGAAGACGAGGCGUUGCUCUUCCAUCGGUGCGAAGAGAUCGCAGGUGACAGAUCCUACUCCGAAGAUGAGGCCGAUGCAAGUGAUGAAGUCCACGACAUCGAGGACGCAACGGGACCAUCCAAGUUAUGGAGGGCAUCGUGGAGACUCCGAGUGCUGAACACUGUACAGAAGCUGGCGCCGCCACAAGUUUUGUCGAAGAAGGAAGUCCCUUCAGACACGGAGGAGGAGAAGCUGAGCCUUUCCCUCCGGGAGGCGAUGGAAAACGCCGAGAGAUAUGCUGCGGAAGCACGCAGUAUGGAGGUUCCAGAAGCAGAAAGCCCUUGUGAGCAAAAGGUUGAAACCCGCAUCAGUUUCACAGACUCAGAGAUUUGUUUCUUCACCAUCGACGACGAUGGAGACACUGAGUCAGGAGAGGAAUACACCCGGCAGUUGCAGACCAAGGUCUUUGACGGCCCCAGUGGCCACAAAGCUCGAAAGGCCAGCUACUGCUGGUGUGAUGAGGAUUCUGACUCCGAAAGUGAAGAGGAAGACUGGAAGGAUCAAUGUGACGAGAUGGCC
Messenger RNA from Cladocopium goreaui, 1039 nucleotides. The record is from the annotation of a GenBank genome assembly. Lineage: Eukaryota; Dinophyceae; Suessiales; Symbiodiniaceae.